AUGAGUAGUGAUCUCUUUGCUCGUUGUAGUGAGAGGGAAGAAAUUAAGAAUCAUGAGAAGCUGAGUAGUUUCGUUUCAAAUGACAGAAUCAGUGAUCUCCCGGAUGAUGUGUUGCAUCUCAUACUCUCAUUCUUGCCUUCCAAAGCCAUUGGUCGAACAAGUGUCUUAUCUCGAAGAUGGAGUCGUGUAUGGUCUUCCUAUCCCAUCCUUGACUUCUCUGAACUUCUUAGUGGCAAUGAAGCUGUUCAUACUCAGAUGAGAGAAAGGAUCAUCAACACAGUGCUGGAAUGCCUCGUCCGAAGCAAUAAUAUUGUGUUCGAUCGAUGCCACAAAGUUUCCUUAACAAGAGGCAGCCUAGAUUGCUUUCAAAGAGUUAGGGGUGAUCCAGACAACUCUUGUUUGGUUAGGGUUGAGGAACUUGUACUCGAUGUCUCGUUCAGUAGUCGUGCAAAUAAAUUUAGAUUGCCUCGAUGUAGAUUUAAGUGCCACUCAAUAAGGAGUAAUAGUAGAGUGAGCUCAAAGGCAUGGCUAGGGUUUCCCUCUACAUAUGUUGUUUCGUCGUAUCUCCUUUCGCUCCAAAAUUUGAUUCUAAGAAUGGUGGAUUUCUCAGGUGUGGAUUUAUUUUCUGUUUCUUCAUUCCCUUUUCUCGAGAAAUUGGAACUAUACUGGUGUGGAGGAAUGAUGACCACUCUGAAAAUUUGUUGUCCAAACCUAAAGGACGUACGAAUUUGGAGUAUGAAAUUGGAGCUAUAUAGCGUGCAGAUCUCUGGAAUGAGACUAGAGACAUUGUUUUUUAAUGGAAAUCGCAUCCGUGGGUGUGUCGACAUUUCUGCUCCGAAUCUACAGUCUUUGAGUUGGGGGAAUAAUGACAUUACUAAUGAGUGUUCCAUUCACAGCUUUCCUACGCCCAAAAGAUGUCGCCUGAUCGGCUCAACAAGAUUUAAAGCGACUUACAAAACUUUUGCGAUGGCCUCAUCCCAAGCUGAAAUCCUUGAACUAUCCCAUCACUACCUCGAGCUUCAUGAAUUUGGUGGCUUACCUUUCUCAUUCGGCAAACUUAAAACCUUGAGAAUUUACUACUCAAUAGGGCAAAGACAUCUUCGUGGUCUAGCAUGCCUGUUGAAGAGCUCUCCCUUAGUCCACACCCUCAAGAUUUGGUUUGAUCGGGAUAAAGAGGAUAAGUGGAAACAAGAUUGUUUCCAGCAAUUGACCCCCUAUCUUAUUUCCCUCAAGGUAGUCGACAUUGAUCUUGGUUUUAUCAUAUCUGAGAAUGCAAUCACUUUCGCAAAGGUUUUGCUGAAAUAUGGAACAGGCCUUCAAAACAUUAUUCUUCACUCUCCUCUCCCACCCAAUGCCUUAGAUGAUACCAUUGUUUUAUUAAAUGGUUUUCCCAGGGCAUCUGCAAAUGUCAAACUCUCAACGUGUUGA
Molecule: messenger RNA, 1428 nt
Organism: Argentina anserina (silverweed cinquefoil)
Lineage: Eukaryota; Viridiplantae; Streptophyta; Magnoliopsida; Rosales; Rosaceae
Product: putative F-box/FBD/LRR-repeat protein At4g03220
Exons: 1
Coding region: 1-1428 (475 amino acids)
Molecular function (GO): protein binding
Source: RefSeq, a predicted model, not a curated record